This is a messenger RNA of Heterocephalus glaber (naked mole-rat), 1785 nucleotides long. RefSeq names its product OTU deubiquitinase, ubiquitin aldehyde binding 1 (gene Otub1). The record is from RefSeq and is a predicted model, not a curated record. Gene Ontology annotation, molecular function: cysteine-type deubiquitinase activity; ubiquitin binding. Gene Ontology annotation, cellular component: nucleus. Lineage: Eukaryota; Metazoa; Chordata; Mammalia; Rodentia; Bathyergidae. Gene Ontology annotation, biological process: negative regulation of double-strand break repair; protein K48-linked deubiquitination.
GUUUUCGACUGCUGAGGGUAUCCCGUUGCUAGGGGCGUAGCCAAGGAGGGGCUGUGAGGAGGGGCUCACUUCCGGGAGGAAGGCAAUUAGUAACCCGGAAGCGGUCAGCAGUGCGGCGCUGUUUAAAGAUGGCGGCGGAGGAACCUCAGCAGCAGAAGCAGGAGCAACUGGGCAGUGACUCCGAAGGUGUUAACUGUCUGGCUUAUGAUGAAGCUAUCAUGGCUCAGCAGGACCGAAUUCAGCAAGAGAUUGCUGUGCAGAAUCCUCUGGUGUCGGAGCGGCUGGAGCUGUCGGUCCUGUACAAGGAGUAUGCCGAGGACGACAACAUCUAUCAACAGAAGAUCAAGGACCUCCACAAAAAGUACUCAUACAUCCGGAAGACCAGGCCUGAUGGAAACUGCUUCUAUCGUGCUUUUGGAUUCUCCCACUUGGAGGCGCUGCUGGAUGACAGCAAGGAGUUGCAGCGGUUCAAGGCUGUGUCUGCCAAGAGCAAAGAGGACUUGGUGUCCCAGGGCUUCACUGAGUUCACCAUUGAGGAUUUCCACAACACGUUCAUGGACCUGAUCGAACAGGUGGAGAAGCAGACCUCUGUAGCCGACCUGCUGGCGUCCUUCAAUGACCAGAGCACCUCGGACUACCUGGUGGUGUACCUGCGGCUGCUCACCUCGGGCUACUUGCAGCGUGAGAGCAAGUUCUUCGAGCACUUCAUAGAGGGCGGGCGGACUGUCAAGGAGUUCUGUCAGCAGGAGGUGGAGCCCAUGUGCAAGGAGAGUGACCACAUUCACAUCAUCGCGCUGGCCCAGGCCCUCAGUGUGUCCAUCCAGGUGGAGUACAUGGACCGAGGCGAGGGUGGCACCACCAACCCGCACGUCUUCCCUGAGGGCUCCGAGCCCAAGGUCUACCUUCUCUACCGGCCGGGACACUACGAUAUCCUCUACAAAUAAGGCUGGCCGGCCACUGCCGCCUCCCCGCCUGCCUCCCCUCUGCCAGGCGCUAGACAUGUACAGAGGUUUUUGUGGUUGUAAAUGGUCAUAUUCACUCCCCCUUUCCUGUCACAUAACCUUCCAUGUUUUAUUAAAGGGGAAGCUGGUGGUGAGCUGUGUGUGUCCGUUUCCCUGCUCUGCUGCUGACUGCCUGCUGGCUGCUGUGUGUCUGGCUGCCCCCUCCCCCCUGGAGACUCCCCCCAGUUUUCUACCUGUCCCAGGCUCUCCUAGCAGGAGCAGUUUUGAGCAUACUGGGCCACUUGGGGAACCCAUCCUGAGACCUGGGGUUCUUCCUUUAAGGCCUUCCCCUGCCCUCAGUGGGCCCAGGGCUUCCAUGGAAAUUGUGGAAAUUCUCUGGGGACUUGCCCAGGGUCCCUGGCUCCCCCUAUCUGUGGUCCCCCCAUAGGCCUACUUCUGCCCAGCUGUCCUGGCCAUGCCCUAACCCCUAGCUUCCUGCCCCCAGCAGGGGUCUGCAUGGGGAGUCCUGGGAGGACUGGGCUUGUGGGAUGGGGCUGGCUUAGGGCAGGAGGGGAGCUGGGCACUGACUGUGUGCCCAGGUGGUGCCACCAGGGUGUGGGAGGGGUAGCUUUUGUCCUCAGGUCUAGGCAGAGUGCACCAGUUCUCAUUCUUCCCCUGGCCGAGGCCCCUGCCUGUGCCUGCUUGGGACCCCCCUUUGCUUGGGCCACCUUGUCUCCUCCAACUGGCAUUUGCCUUCACCUCUUUCCUCCCCCACCCCAGCACAUGCGGGGCUCCUGUGCUCCUUGGGGGCAGGCCCUCAAUAAAUGUGAAGUGCUGCCGCUGC